Episyrphus balteatus (marmalade hoverfly) is the source of this 1286-nucleotide messenger RNA. RefSeq lists its product as uncharacterized. The record is from RefSeq and is a predicted model, not a curated record. Lineage: Eukaryota; Metazoa; Arthropoda; Insecta; Diptera; Syrphidae. The coding region runs from base 57 to 1232 and encodes 391 amino acids. The transcript has 2 exons.
UUCAAGCAAAAGACACAACAAUUAUUCAGUCAACGAUGUCAUAGAACAGAAUUAUUAUGAUUCAAGCUUGUUGUUACUACUUGUUUCUGUUGUUUACGUGUGUCUUAUCGUACCCAUCAAUUCAUAUGAACCAUGACAAAUUUGAACUUACCAAUGAAUUUUUGAGUGAACACUUUGGUUCAGAAUUCGAAGAUGCCAUUCAUUUUGAUCUUCAUCAAUCGGAUAUCAUUAAUCCAGGAAAUACGCUGAGUAAACAUUUAUCUGAGAGGAGGAAUAAUGGAAAUUUCAAAAGAUCGACGUAUGUCAUGCAUAUUCCACAACUUGCAAGGCAUCAAAAUUACACACAAGACAAUUUGAUAAAAGUGAAACUUCUACAUCCGGAUGAACUCGAAGCUUUGGAAAGAGGAAUGAAGCAAAGGGAAAUGCAUAAAAGCGCAAGAUUACCAAUGGUUUCAAAUGGACCAGCUAUGGCUUACCAUUACAGUGACCGGAACAGUUUGCAUCCACACUUUCCGCGAAAAACUCAUCACGAUAUUAUAAAUCAAAAUCAACAACAUAUAAGUAAACCAUAUGAAUCUGAACUAGGAUAUCAACAGCUCCCAAUUCGUCCAAUGCUACCUUCAUAUGAGAAGACAAUGAUUGAAUCCUUACAGCCUUCACAAGAAACCAAAAUGAUUUCACAACAUUCAGAAGAAAAAACGUUUGAUUCAUUGCGACCAGGUUCUUUUGAUAAGGCUUCUAAAGCCCAGUCACUUCCGGUUUCUGAACAGCAAUCAUUUGAGAAGAUUGCUCAACAUUUGAAUGAAAAAUUAACUGAGACUGUGGCUAAUAACACACAAAAUCAUGUAACUGAUAAGACGCGACCCACAAAUGAAAUUCCAAGACCGUUUUAUGAUGUUACAAGGCCUCAGCACAUAAACAAUCAACCAACUUUUGAGAUAGUUCAAACAACAUUUGCAAAAAAGAGUAAUCUUCCGUUUCAAGAAAGAAAAUUCUUUAACGAACCAAAGCCAAUGGAUGAAAUAGAAAAACAGACUCGGUAUGGAAAAAUUGAAGAUUCAUUCUUACGUAAAAUGAUGCCUCAAGAGAAAAUAGCAACAUUUGAUUUCAAUCAGCAACCCUUGAAUUUCAGGAGUCCAAAGUGGUUUUUGGAAUUUAAACAGAAAUUAUCACCUGACGAUGCACGUGAGAGAGAACAUGAAAAUCAAGGUUUAACACAAUCUGGGAACUAAAAGAGCAAUUAGUGUUAUAAUUACUGUUUAAAUAAAGUGAAAUUAAUUUAUAAA